Polypterus senegalus (gray bichir) is the source of this 3821-nucleotide messenger RNA. Its product is annotated as very low-density lipoprotein receptor-like. The transcript is spliced from 14 exons. The record is from RefSeq and is a predicted model, not a curated record. NCBI's taxonomy places the organism in Eukaryota, Metazoa, Chordata, Cladistia, Polypteriformes, Polypteridae. The coding region runs from base 40 to 2049 and encodes 669 amino acids. Gene Ontology annotation, molecular function: protein binding; calcium ion binding.
AUUCUCACUCCGCCCUUCAGAAGAAACAGGAGGUCGAGCAUGAGUUGCUGCCAUGCCGCUGCGGUCUUUUUCAUGUGUAUCAGCUUGCAGUUGUAUGACCAGGUGUCGGCCAAGGACAGUGACCCCUGCUUGCAAUCCCAGUUCAUGUGCAGAAGUGGGAAUUGCGUUCCAGCAAUCUGGCGAUGCGAUGGGGACGAGGAUUGUGACGAUGGCAGCGAUGAACUGCAGUGCCGCUGGCCAGCAUGCAAGCAAGACGAAUUCCAGUGCGGCAAUGGGCUCUGUGUCUCAGCUGAUUUCCGCUGCAAUCGCGAGAAGGACUGUGAAGAUGGAAGUGACGAGGCUGACUGCUUUUUCUGUGAUCUCGGCUUGUUCCCUUGCGAGAAUUCUAAUUCCUGCAUUUCAGUAACCCAGAUCUGUGAUGGCACAGAGGAUUGCUUGAAUGGGACAGAUGAAAUGGGUUGUGACCACCCUUUUGGUGAUUGUAAAAAUUCAGGUUUCACCUGCAAGAACAAUAAGUGCAUUCCCCAGGACUGGAGGUGUGACAACUAUCCUGACUGUGAAGACGGGUCGGACGAGCAUGACUGUGAUAAGAAUGAGUGUUUAGACAACAAUGGUGGCUGCUCUCAUCUCUGUGUGAACCUGCCCAUGGGCUUCAUUUGCGACUGUCCUGAUGGCAUGAACUUGGUUGGAAACACUGACUGUGAGGACAUAAAUGAAUGCCUAAACCCUGACGCUUGCAGCCAGCUUUGUAUUAACCUGAAUGGCACUUACAAGUGUGAGUGCCACCCAGGAUAUAAAAUGACUGAGGAGACAGGAGACUGUAGAGCUGUCGGAACAAAGGCACUAGUUUUGUUCGGCAGUGGAGAAGGAAUUCGUUGGAUUGAUGUAAAUAAACAGGAGUACCGGGAGAUACCUGGGAUCCCUGGAGUCAUUGGUGCAGUGAGUGCUGAUAUCUCUAACCACAUGCUGUAUUACAGCAUGCCUUCGCAAGAAGUCAUCUACCGAACCUCUCUGAAUGGGCCAUCUCAUGCUCCGUUAAGUUUGCUGAUUAAUGUGGGGCACGUACAAGGGAUUGCUGUGGACUGGGUACAUGGCCUACUAUACUGGACUGAUUCCCUCUCUCAUUCAGUGAGUGUGGCCUCAUUGGAUGGAAGCAAACGGAAAGUUUUAAUUGAAAAUCUUUUGGAACCAGCCGGUGUUGCAGUGCAUCCCUAUUCUGGGCUUUUAUUCUGGUCAGAUGCUGGCACGCCAUCGAAGAUUGAAAAGGCUGGAAUGGAUGGCAGCAGUCGUGAGCCUCUUGUGUCAAGUGGAAUGCAAAGACCUGUUGGAAUUUCACUAGAUCCUGCUCAAAGUUUCCUGUACUGGGUCGACUCUCAACUCCAUCAUAUCUGCCGGGUUGGACUGAAUGGGCAGCAUCGCCAAACUAUUUUACAGUUGGAGGAGUACUUGGGAAAUCCAUUCGCUGUAGCUGUCUUUGAGAAUCGAGUGUUCUGGAGUGAUAAAGAAAGUCGCACCAUCUACAGUGCCAUAAAGCUGAAUGGCACUGAUGCUAGAAAGUUAAUAUCUGUUUCAAGCAGCCCAAAUGGCCUGGUUCUGCUUCAUCCAGUCCUGCAGCCAGAAGGUCACAACAUUUGUAAGGACCAUGUAGCCUCACCUGAGCUCCUCUGUGUGCCAGUGCCUACCUCGGACAAAAACCGUCAUGGAUUUGCAUGUCUUGAACCUGAUUCCAGUGUUCCUGACACAUGGAGCAUUCCGGUUUCAAAUUCCACUGUUCCUGGCACACAGGAAAUUCCUGUGUCACCUCCGUGUACGGACCCUAAAAGGAGUCUGGGCUUUGUACUGAUUCUAUCGCUUACUGUUUUUCUCUGUUUGGUCUUUGCUAGCUGUUUAGUUUUUUGGUGGAGAAACAGCUUUACUCCCACCCCAGUCAUUUCACUCCAAGUAGUAACCAGUCGGAAUGAGUCCCAGGAGUUUCUUUAUCCUGCCAAUCCAUCGGAAUCACUAGAACAGCAGGUCACUCUGCUUAAAGGCGAAGAUGUUGGAGAUUGAUGCUGGUAUUGUUGCUGAGGAUUGCCUAAAGGGUUUUUUCCCUGUCUUUUUAAUGACAAAUUUUAGCACUUACCGAAUAAUUGAUUGUACAACAUCUGCAUCUCAGAAUGGGUGACUCGAGCUGGACUAUUGGAUCUAUUCUGGAGUUAAAAACUUUGUGAAAAAGAAAACGACCAAGUAGAGCCUUUUUGGUUGUGCCUCUGUGUGUGUGUGUGUGUGUCUGUGCUUUUUAUUUCAUUUUUUUUUUCUUUCAAACUUGUGAAACUUGCUGAAUUGUUAAAUUCCCCACUGAAGUUAAAAGGUCAUGCAAGACCCAGGAGGCUUACCAGUCAAAAUGUAUGACUUUUGAGUCUGACACCUCAUUUACAUAUUGUUUAUAUAAUAAACAAACAUUUUCUAAUUUCUAAUAUUCAUAAUUAGCAUUAAAUUAUAAGCCUUUCGAAAAGGGGGCAUCCUGAAACCCUCUAGUAUGAAGCACAUGGCUGUCUUUUGUCCACGUGUCUUGUUUCUAGUGGUUCUUAAUUUAUACCUUAGCUAUGCACCCUUUAGAGAAAGACAGAGGCAUUAUGGGAUUCUGUCCUUAUUUAAUUUUAGGGACAAAAUAACCUUCCAUUUUUGCUUUGGGGAAAUUUAUCAUCCUAAGAGAAAAUCUGCAAAAAUUCAAAGCAUAUUAAUGGGAUUGAACCCAGUUAGUGAUACUUUUACAAAUUUGAAACCUCAAAAUAAUGAAUCUGUGUAGUGAAAAAUUUGCAAAGAAAUGUUCAAAAGUUUUUUGUUUUUUUUUUGUUUUUGUUUGCAUCAGCACAUCCCCCAUUAUCUGUUUGUUUGUUGUUUUUUUUUAAUUUACAAAAGCAAAAUACAGAAAAUGCAGUCAUGUUUUAUGGUUAUUUGGAAGCAAAUGGUAAAGAUAAUUCUGGAACAUAAAAAAUGCAUCUUUUAUCCCAAAUGACAUUUAAAUGUUCCAUUUCCUGUUUUAUUGACUGAAAGAAGAUUAAGAAGUCUCUUUAAUAUUUUGAGUCUGUGGAGCUGUGUUUUUUAAAGAUGUGCUUAAAAAACAAAUGUGCACUUCGGUUUAACUGUCACUAGGUGGCAGUGUGAGUGCUUUUGCAGUUGACAAAGUGACUUGAAGGUUUUUUUUUUUUUUUGCUGCCUGUUUGUGAGCACUUAAGAGACUAUUUUUAUUUAUUUGGUACUUUUGUAACAGUCAGGCUUUAAGCCCCUCAAAUCUUGAGAUUGUCUUCACUUGCUUGUACUGAUUAAGCCGAUACUUCAUUUGUACUGUAGAAGAAUAUAAAAUCAUGAAGUUAAAAAUUAAUCAGUUUCAAAAUAGUUAAGAAGUUUCAGUCCGUUAAUAUGUGAACACAGAAAGUGUGAGUUGUAUAGUAAUACACAGAGAUGAACAUACACAUGUGUGUGUUUAUAUCUUUAAAUGUUUUAAAAGAAAAAGGGCUUCAGCAUCUUACAAUAAAUAUGUUACUGUUAAAUGUUUUGAACGAUUCAACAAGAACAAAAGAAUUUGUGUCUAACUACAGACCUCAGUCCUGUAAACAUGUCUGUUAUUUAUAAUUAAUUUAUCUGUCUUGUGGAUGUAACUGUUCCCUUUGUUACAGCAUAAGUGUGUUGGGGUAUUGGGUAUUUAAUUAAAAUUUGGAAAUAUAUAUGUAUUUUUCCAUCUCAGGAGGCGUUACAUAACAUGUGCAAGUGAAAUACAAAAGAGUAAUUAUAUUUUAAUACCAAUUUCAAUACUUGAAAUAAAAUGAAGGUUGAAUCAG